AACAGUCGCAGGAGCAGAUUGUGGCCACCGGCACUGCACCACCCCACCGCCGCCUCACUUGCCCCUGCACUCACCAGAUCGCACCGUGACGCUACAUUUGCUCCCUGCGCCGAGUAGGAGCGGGAAGAAGCCGUAGUAAAGGGGCGUGUGAGGCUAGGCGGGUCGCACGCGGUGGGUCGGGGGCUAUCGAUCUGGGGGAGUCUGUGGAGAGACUACACCGUGUGAGGACCGCACAGUGGCUCCUGGCUCCUAGUGGCUCGCCCAUCGCCUAGCGUCCAACAUCAGGGGGAACCAUGAACAAGUUUUUCUUCGGCUCCGCUGCCCUCCUGGCCCUGCUGGGACUGUUCGUCAGGGAAGGUCUGGGUCUCCACUGCUGGGCGUGCAACAGCGCCUUCGACCCCCGCUGCGGCGAGACCCACUUCGACUCAAGCACUCUGGACACCGUUGACUGUAACCAGCUGGAACAUGAGCACUUGAACACUGAGCCCAUCUACUGCAGGAAGAUCAUCCAGAGAAUCAAAGAGCAUGUGAGGACUGUGCGAGGCUGCGGGUGGCUGGAGGAGACGAAGGCGAAGCCCGGAGAAUGCUACACCAGGACGGGCACCAAGGACGUCAUGGUUACCUACUGCCACUGUGACUCUGACGAAUGCAACUCCGGUAACUCUGUGCUGGCGUCGCUGGGACUAUCCGCAGUGUUCCUGGCCCUCACACGACUCUUCUAGGCGUGGCAGCGUGAGGUGCCAAGUAUCACCAGCAUCACUACGGCCACUAACUUGAUUAAGUUAGGUGAACAAAACUCAUUGACUCGCCUGUAGUAUCGCUGACGUACGAAACGUAUCCGUUGAAUGAUAAAACAAACGUGGUUGUAACGAUUCGGUAAAUAUGAUUGCGCUGCAUUAACCCUUUCCAGUCCGUAACAGGGAGAAACCAGCGGCUCCAAUGCCUUUUGGAUGACUUUCCAACACUAAGUUUUUCUAUUUUGCUCAUGUCGUCGCAGCCUUAUAUAAUAUAAUAGUGUUGUUCCGUAAAAAGAAAGUAAUAAAAGAUGGUAGUCGUUCAGUAGUGUACGUUGCAAAUCAUCGAUGGUCGAUUCAUUAAAAACAAACUUUCUAACAAGAUUCGUUGGGCGCGACAUGAAACAAAUGCAACAUGGAAGUGGAUCUAUCCACGGUGUUUAUAGAGGGGCGCGGCCCAUUGGAAGGCCGCGGCGGCCGCGAGUGUGGGCCGCACUGAGGGUGAGGCACAGGGCCACCACAUGUACAUGUACGUCUUAUUUUGUUUACCUUCAGUGAAGGUGGGGAGCAUACCUGCCUGCACUCAGUACUACACGUGCAGCAUUGUACACUUUGGACCGCAUGUGAAGUGUGUACGUACGUAUAAGUGUGACGCAGCACUGAUUCAGGACGGGCCACCAGCCUGCCACCCAUGGUGCCUGGGCGCUCCCGGGCUGGCAGGGGUGGGCCCGCGGAUCUCAACGAGUGUCGCGUGGCAUGAAUUACAACCUGCUGUACAGUACAUAUGAACAACCCGGAGCACGAACAUCUGGCUGCUACAAUCCAGCAGUUGGCGUGCUAAGGCGGGUCGCGCGAUGCGCAUCAACACAUGUGGGUUGUAAGACAUUCCCUCAGACAGCUUCGUUUGCGUGGCGACUCGCCGUUUUGAGUAAAUUUUAGGUUGUUCCAAAAUCUGUCAACUGUAUAUAAUUGUGUCACAUUUUCCAAUUCAGAGUGCAUUAUUGUAUUACAGUUUGCAUCAGCAUUUAACUUAUUCUAGUCAACAUCUUCAUUUAUCUUUAGUCAUUUGAUAUCAUAAUUAAAUUACAUACUUGGUUACAUUGAUCUAGUUGGAGAGAGUCGUGCAGGUGUAAUGGUGCCCAUCAUUGCGCCGCGUAUGCAGAUCAACCCAGCGGUGGUCGGGGUGCUGAGGUUGUCUGGGGCUGUCGGUGGUGAGCGAGUCACAACUGAUCUCCUUGGCGGGGGUUAGAAGCCAGUCGAUGUAGGAUUAUGUUCAGCCUCUGCCUUACAUAGACAGUGGAAGAUGUAAGUUUGAUGUAGAGUUCCACACUGCCUUUUGCACCUGUUAAGCAUACUCUGACCCCUUUGUGCAUUUUAUUGUAAACUUUGUUCUUUGAUGCAUUGUGAGAUGAGGGUCUGGCACACUGACUGUUGUCAACGUAGAGGUCAACCAGCAGCCACGCUGGCAUGAUGCGUUAGGCUUGUAUCUCACAAGUAAUGACUGUUUCUGUACAAGCUGAAUGUUACUGGGUGACCAGUACCGCAUACAUAUUGUUCGGGUAGCGGAUAGCUGAGCUGUUUACGAGACUAAUGUUUACCUUUUAUUGACUCAGCAAAAUAAAAUAGUUGUAUGCUUUGGUUAUGACCCAGCACACUGAAUACUUCAUAUUCACAGACGUUUUAGUGCAAAUGAUGAAUAACUUCACAUGUAAGUUAGCAUAAUGUGUACAUAGAUGAGUAGAAUUGAGUCUAUAACUAAUGCUCUUAAGUGGAAUGCUCUGCCUUGUAAAAAGCAAGUUCAAAUCAUGCUUGGUAAGCUAGAAGUCACACCGACUCCACCACAGAGACGUCAUCAGGAUUGGUUGACAUGACGAGACAACCAGCAUCUGGAAGAAGGGUCUCUGUAGCUACAGUUGGCCCCAGACAAUGGCAUCAAGCACCACAUCAACACCUUUCCUCGAUAGUGUUUCGGCUUCUACAAAUAUUAAUAUGUAUUUUUUUCUUAACUGCCUAAAGUUAAUUCAUUUAUAUAUUUUGCGUUAACUGAGGUGUGUUCAUGAAAAGCUAACAAAAAUGCCUUAAUCCUUCACUUAAGGUGUAGUAAAACAGUUUGUAUAUUGUAAAUAUACUCGUUAUUUUCAUGAGCAGAUCUACACAGUAAAACCUCACUAAUUUGAUGUAAUAACAAAGAAUUACCA
Portunus trituberculatus (swimming crab) is the source of this 2932-nucleotide messenger RNA. RefSeq lists its product as uncharacterized. The transcript has 3 exons. The coding region runs from base 294 to 722 and encodes 142 amino acids. Gene Ontology annotation, biological process: regulation of synaptic transmission, cholinergic; positive regulation of voltage-gated potassium channel activity; sleep. The record is from RefSeq and is a predicted model, not a curated record. NCBI's taxonomy places the organism in Eukaryota, Metazoa, Arthropoda, Malacostraca, Decapoda, Portunidae.